AAAAACUAUUUUGGAUCGCAAACUUUCUAAAUUACCUUUCGAUUUAAUUUCAAACACUGCACUAGGAAAAAACACUUAAGAACAAUGCGGAUCGGACGAAAAUACAAGGACGGACGAAAAGAUCACGAUUUACACGCGAUAAUAUCAACGUCAUCGAGCGGUUUACCAAAAUGGAGACAGUCGCCCAUUGAUUUGAAGCCGACCAAUACGUGGACUCAAAAGUUUCCACCUUUGUUGUUAACCGGUUAUUGGUUAAAAAAGGGAAAAGCGACGAUGACGAACACAGGAAAAACAGUUAACAUCGAACUGUUGGAUCAGUCAACCGAUCCUUAUUUACGAGGUGGACCAUUGAGCGAAGACGAGUUUAAAUUGAAAAAUGUACAAUUUCGUUGGGGUCCAAGCGAUUCUCAAGGUGCCGAACACUCUAUAAACAGUGUAUGGUAUUCUAUGGAGGCGCAAGCUCUUCAUUGGAAUACUCGAUAUGGAUCGUUGGAAAAGUGUUACGACAAAUCUGACGGUAUUGCGAUACUUUCUUAUUUGAUGCAGGUCGUUGGCUGUAAAGGAAUGCCAGAUAAUCCAACAGUCGCUCGUGUUACCGAUCACUUACCAAGAAUUAAAAAGAUGGGGAGUAGUAUAACCGUUACACCUGACUGUUUGUGGUGGAUACUGCAGGCGUGUGCGGCUCCAGGCUAUUUUACGUAUCUUGGCUCUCUUACCGUGUCACCGUAUAACGAAUGUGUAAUUUGGAUAAUAAUUUCACACGCGAUAAAAAUUUCUUCUCGUCAAAUGGAUGCAUUUAGAAAUAUUUAUGACUACAAAUGGGAUCCCAUAGUGAGUAAUUACAGGCCGCAACAGUUAUGCUGCGGUAGACGAAUUUUAUAUGCCACUGAUUGCAGCAUAGUUUGACGAUUAAUAAAAAUUUAUUGAAGCGACA
This is a messenger RNA of Vespula vulgaris, 934 nucleotides long. RefSeq names its product carbonic anhydrase 2-like. The transcript has 7 exons. Lineage: Eukaryota; Metazoa; Arthropoda; Insecta; Hymenoptera; Vespidae. The record is from RefSeq and is a predicted model, not a curated record. Gene Ontology annotation, molecular function: zinc ion binding; carbonate dehydratase activity. Gene Ontology annotation, cellular component: cytoplasm. The coding region runs from base 85 to 906 and encodes 273 amino acids.